Molecule: messenger RNA, 2955 nt
Organism: Endocarpon pusillum Z07020
Lineage: Eukaryota; Fungi; Ascomycota; Eurotiomycetes; Verrucariales; Verrucariaceae
Exons: 1
Coding region: 1-2955 (984 amino acids)
Biological process (GO): DNA replication; DNA repair
Cellular component (GO): Slx1-Slx4 complex; nucleus
Molecular function (GO): 5'-flap endonuclease activity
Source: RefSeq, a predicted model, not a curated record
AUGUCCAUUGUGGGAGGAGUCAUCCUACUGUCCUCUUCGCCACCCAGACUCCUCGCACGCUCUCCAACGCCGGCAGACAAUACGGCUUCUAGUCCCGCGCUUCCGUCGCCUGAGACCAUCUUCGCAUCGCAAAGGUCGAAAGGAUCACAGAAUGGGUUUGCUGCACCAUGGACUGGACCUACAGGGUUGGACAGGAAUCGGAAAUUCAAGACCACAAGUACAUUUCGAGAAAGGGUUGGGAGCGGGUUAAGUAGCUCGAAGAAGCUGCCAUUGAAGGAGAAGGCCAAUAAAGGGAAUUUGCCUAUGGUGAGGAGAGCGCAAGGUCUGAAGAAAGGCCUGGGCUCUGAGAAGCACUAUUUCCAGAGACCAGUCUCUCCGGAAGAAAACCGGUUAGGGGAGAAGGAUAAGAUCAAAGAUGUCGGAACCACGAGAUCACAGGCCUGUGAUUCAUCACAUCACGAACUCAAAGCCCAACCGAAAGCCGCUGAGGCAUACCGACCUCGAGAGCCCAGCCCUUUAGGCCUCGACAAAGCCUCUUCCAGACGGCUUGACUGGACUCCUCCUGCAUGCCAUAGCAAUCAGAACUCUCCCGGAACAGCACCGGCAUCGUUUUCCGAAAACUUACUUGGCAGCUUCGGAUAUAAUGCAGCUGCAAUUGGCCCGAAAGAUAGUCUGGUUCCCAAGGAUGAUAGUGAAAGCAAUCCAACAAAGCGAAGGAAGCUCGAUGUAGUAGAUGUUGGUGCUCUGGGGACCGCGGCUGCUAUGAAGGCUUCUAAGCUGUUCCCAAAGCCCAGCAGGGGCAGCGACGAGCCAGCCAGGAAGAGAACGAGAUCUCCAAAGAAGAAGUCCACUACAAUCACCGGCCUUGCUACGUCUCACUACUUUGGGGAAGAGACAAGUGAAAAAUCGCCAAUGAUGCAGUAUUUGUCGGCCACUCAGCAGCGAGCUCUAGGUUUGGAUUCAGAUACAGCCCCUGACACAGCAAAGCGAAAAGGUUCAGCCAAAAAUCCCAAGGCUUUGAAGAAAGCGCCUCGCAAGUCUACACUUCGCUCACCGCAAUCCGCCAUAAAAGCCUUUGAUGACCAAGAUAUGCUCUUCGGAUCAGCAAGUCAGUUGGCCGGCGACGAGUCACCCAUGUUCAUCCGGGACACCGUCCAAGCGAUGAAGCAGUCCGAAAACACCAUACUCAUAUCAGAUCCCGUGUCUACCCAGAUCACAAUACCCACGAGCGAGCCAGCCGAGACACCAAGGCGGCAUCACAAAUGUGGUGUUUCUCGAUUUGUAAAGAGCAAAAACCUAUGGUCAGUGGCUGGAAGGGAUGUUGAUAAUGCGUUGCUUCAGGUUGAUACUGUGGACAUGUUUGAUUCGCCAGAUCUUAGAACGGCGUUUGCUGGUAAGGAUGUUUUGCUAGAGCCUGGUGCACCAAGAUUUAGAGACAGUACGAGCCCAGAGAAGCAGGUUGGUAUAGGGCAAGAUCCGAUGAGGACGUGUAUCAUGACUGAUGACUGCUUGUCGAUGGGAUGGGACGAAGGGAAUCUGUCAUCGUUACACGAUUCUAGAGGCAUACUCGAUAUUGACGAGCUGAAGCUGAAAACACCUUGUGCAAUGAGGAGGCCCCAGAUUCCAGUACAAGUCCGAGCCCUGCACGCUGCUGCAGUUGGAAGAACAUGCACAGGUCAAGCUCGUGGGCCCACGAACAAGUUGUCAGAAGCACCUGCCGAGCGUAUUCCCAACCCGCAGCCCAUCAGACCAUCAUUCACAGGUCUCACUACGAACCAAUUAGCCACCCAAUUAGCAGCGUACGGAUUCAAACCGAUCAAGAAGCGCGAGAAGAUGAUAGAAGUAUUAAACAGAUGUUGGGAUGACAAGCACCCCUCGGUCUCUGGUGCAGACAGUGUUGCCACCAUCACCGGUGAGACUAUUGAGACCAGUCACGGCGACUUUUUGACAAAGCUACAUGAUGUCUCCGCGAGACCAACCCCGAAGACUAAGAAGCCGAGAGGCCGGCUUAAAUCUGAGGGAGCAGGAGCAUCUUCCCCAGAAAAUCGAUCGUCAAAAACUUCUCGGACCAAGAAGUCAGCAGGCGAAAUGAUAAAUGUCGACGGGAAUUUGCCGCAAGAGAAGACGAAAAAGCCCUCAAAGUCCGCUCAGUCGAGGGUCAAGAAGGCAAAAGAAGUCACGGUGACAUCUUUAGUGAAGCCACAAGCCAAAUCUCCGUUGAAGUCCCGGUAUAAGGUCAAUAAGGCCACCAUAUCAGAUGAACCUGUCAUGGACGUCGAUGAUAUUGAAAGCUCCGACAACAGCAUCCUUGACGACGUUGCACAAGUACAGAGUUGUAGAACGGGUGUCAAGCGUGCAAAUACUGUCCGUCGGCAUUGUUCGCCAACAAACCCUCCUUCAUCUUAUGCUUUUGAGACUGCAUCGUGGUUGGAACAAGAACCCGAGGCCUCUGAGCCGGAAACAACCAUCCUAGAAGCCGCAAUGCCAAUUAAUGGGGAUACACCGAAAAGAGCAAAAACAAAAGUGAAGCCUACCGCUUUUCGGUCAUCCACUGCCACGAUGACGACUCCAGCUGCCCCUCUACCCGUUAUAACAGCAAAUCCUUCACCUUCCUCACCUUCUCAACCUGCCCUAUCCAAACAAAUCACUCUCGCAAUAACCACCUUUCAACCUCCACCCUCCACCCUUCAGCAUAACUCCCAGCAGAACCCCACCUUUCACCAGAAGAUUCUCAUGUACGACCCUAUUAUCCUCGAAGACCUGGCCGCGUGGCUCAACACCGAAGGUUUCAAGUGUAUCGGUGAGGAUCGGGAGGUGGGACCGAUUGAGGUCAGGGAAUGGUGUGAGGAUAGAGGCAUCUGUUGCCUGUGGAGAGGUGGGUGGAGGGGAAAGAGUGUAAAGGGGGCGAGAAGGCAAGGCAGGGGCAAAGAGAUCGAGGAGCACGGCUUGGAGUAG